AUGAGCACCGAAGCUACCCGCGUGACGUCGGCCACCUCCUAUUCCGUCGGCGCCGAUCUCAGCUACCCCCAUGGCCACCUCGGCCAUCUGACGGAGCACCAGCAAAAGGCUCUGGGCGAAUUCAAGUCGGUUCUCAAGGAGAGGGGUUACUACAAGGCUGGACCUCCUCCGUCUCACGACGAGACUGUCCUCAUCCGAUUUCUGCGUGCUCGACGAUGGAUCGUCGAGGAUGCCUAUGUCCAGUUCAAGGAGACCGAGGACUGGCGCGCCGCCAAUGAUAUCGACGUCCUCUACCGCACCAUCGACUUGGACGCCUAUGAGCAGAGCCGUCGCCUGUACCCUCAGUGGACUGGUCGCCGCGACCGCCGCGGUAUCCCGCUGUACGUCUUCGAGGUCCGCCCUCUCGACUCCAAGACCAUCUCCGACUACGAGCGCCAGGGCUCCGGCAAGACGUUUUCCGAGGCCAAGGUGGACGGCAAGACGCCGUCGGGGCUCCUCCGACUGUUCGCCCUGUAUGAGAACCUGACGGGCUUCGCUAUGCCCUUCUGCUCGCAGCUCCAGGACCGCGAGUCUCCCGACGUGCCCAUCACCAUGAGCACCAACAUUGUCGACAUCUCGGGCGUCGGCCUCAAGCAGUUCUGGAACCUCAAGUCGCACAUGCAGUCGGCCUCGCAGCUGGCCACGGCCCACUACCCCGAGACGCUCGACCGCAUCUUCAUCAUCGGCGCCCCCGUAUUCUUCAGCACCGUUUGGGGCUGGAUCAAGCGCUGGUUCGACCCCAUCACCGUCUCCAAGAUUUUUGUCCUCAGCUCCUCCGAGGUCAAGCCCACGCUCGAGAGCUUCAUCGAGCCCCGAAACAUUCCCAAGAAGUACGGCGGCGAGCUCGACUUCUCCUGGGGUGAGCUUCCCAAGACGGACCCCAAGUGGGACGGCGUCGUCUUGUGGGAGAACGGCCACAAGUCGUUCCCUACCGGUCCGCUCCUGUGGUCGGACAGCGAAGAUGGCAAGAGGCUGGUUUGCAGGGGCCACGGCUCCAAGGGUGGCAGCAAGAGGGAAGAAGUCAUCUGCUCCGUUCCCAAGAUCUGGCCGGCCGAGACUGAGGCCAAGGUUGAUGCCGUGACGAAUGGCAAGACCGUGGGGAAGCUCACCGUUGACGAGAAGGCGGCCGGUGUGGUCGCCGCAGCCGACGCACCCGCCACGGAGGGCACGACAGCGUGA
Molecule: messenger RNA, 1218 nt
Organism: Geosmithia morbida
Lineage: Eukaryota; Fungi; Ascomycota; Sordariomycetes; Hypocreales; Bionectriaceae
Product: SEC14
Exons: 3
Coding region: 1-1218 (405 amino acids)
Source: RefSeq, a predicted model, not a curated record